This is a messenger RNA of Owenia fusiformis, 2188 nucleotides long. NCBI's taxonomy places the organism in Eukaryota, Metazoa, Annelida, Polychaeta, Sabellida, Oweniidae. The record is from the annotation of a GenBank genome assembly.
GUAAAAGGAAGCUAUUUGCAAGAAUUUUGACUCAGUUAGCUGUAUUGAUUUUAUCGGAUUUCUAUACAAAGCACAAUACAAUAGAACUAUAAGCCCAUUAGCUAAGUACAAUUGCUAUUCAGGAUUAUGAACGAAACAAGAUGGCAGGAACAACAGAUCCAAAGAAGUAUAUUUUAAUCCCUUAGAACUGUCGAUAUGGGUUGCACUUCAGUAAAUAUGUAUAUCAAAAGUUUAUCUGUCUUCAACAAAUGCUGAACAAUUAUGGACAUUUGUGAUAUAAAAAACAGAAUAAUGAUGUGAUGGAUUUAAGAAAAGAAAAUAUUUGAAAUAGAUUUAAGCAAUAGUAUGAUCCAGGGUACAAGCUCAUUACCUGGUGGGGAUGUAUUAAUGAGCUCUGGGGAUAAGACAUACAAGAUAUCUCAUAUGAGAAAUGACAGUACAAUUAUGGAUAAUUUACUAGAGUUUAGUGAUAGAGCCAUUAUUGAAGCGGAAGAAUCUCGAAAUGUUGUUUAUUACGAGGGGUGGUCAGAAGCUGUAAUUGGCUGGCAAUAUGCAAUCGCUGAUCCAAAAUAUGAGGCCCAUCCCCCUGUUGCACACACGCAAAUUAAAAAACGCAAAGGACAAAAAAGUCAAGAUGAUUUUCAUGUUAAUUACAAUGAGAACAGUCAGUCAGAAGUCAAGGACAAAUAUCAUGUUGAUGGUACGAGAGAAUGGCCUCAGCAUGAAUUACCGAUCUGGAAAGCAAAUGUUGAAUCAGAAACCUACAGAUAUAUAACAAACAAUGGCACGUAUAGGGCUUCCAAAGCUAAUAAGGAGCGUUUAGAAGCUCAGAGAUUGGCAUCCAAACAACGUGGUGAAAAACUGACUCCUGAUCAGAGACAAUUUCAAAAAGAAAUCCAGCGUGAUUUGAAAAGAGAAUUGGAAAAUACUCCUGAGCAUAAAAAAUCAGAAAUGAAAAAAGCAACAGAACAUUCACAUAGUAUUCCAUCAGGACCUGUACCACCCAAUAUAAAACUUGAUAGUCAUGCUGCCAAAGAAAACUGGCAGAUCUAUGCACUUAUGAGGCAGAACCGAGACAUUACAACACCGCUAGCAAAAGGUGAACGGGGAAUUCCUAGUGAUUUACCACAGAACAUUGAGCAUCAUGUUCAACAUCCAAUUACCAAACCGGAGCUAGCCCAAACUAAACUCAGUCCAAAAAAAUUUUAUGAAGACACUCUGUUCUCGAAAGAUGCACAAAAACGAGACAUAAGUGAGGGUUUGGAAUCAAUGAACUCUUCAAAAAAGGAAAAGAUCCAACAAGAAGAACUAAUUGGCCGACUAGAAUUGAAAUCUGAAUCCAUUUCUAAAGUUGGUGGACCCAGGGUGAAUGGCAAAUCACUUAGUGAAAAACUCAUUGAAACUUUCUCAAGUAAAAUAUCAGCUUUGGAAGAUGAGAUAAAAAGAGAUUCACAUUUAUUUAAAAAGAGUUCUGAUGAUACAAACCCUUACGCUAGAGGUCGGUCUGACCAAAGAUCAGUUAAUCGACGGGAUACUAAAUCAGACACAAGCAUUCAUCCAAGGAUAUCAUACAGUGAGAAUAAUUCGGCGGAUAUGUUUUCAGUCAAGCAAAUUUCCUCGCAAAACCCAGGCCCUGUGCUGCAGCCGCUUCGUAAAUUAACCCCCAAGCAGAGACAGCUACAGGAGAAUAACAUAGCUAUGUCACAUAUAAAAUACACUACAGCAUCAGGCCAAAUGAUUACAAUACCGACUUUUACAAAUGAAGAUGCAUCGUUAAAUGUUCCAACUUCAGUUUUAGAGAAUAUCAUAGAUAUGGAGAAUGUGCGAGGGUCACAAGGCCACCCCAUUGACGUGCACACCUCAAAGGAAUCACUCAAUAAUGCAUUAUGUGUGAGCCCUGUAAGGAGGGUGUCAAAACAAAUAGAACAAUCAGCGCUGCUGGCAUCCGGCUCCAAGCCGAUUCACAACAACCAGUUCCAGCCAGUUCCGAUUGGGGGAAGCAGGGGCAAUGCUACAGAACCAAUUCUCGCCAAAGAAAAUUUAUCCGAGGCUCUCCUGCCGCAAAUAUCAGGAAAGAGACUCGAGGUAACCACGGUAAAUCACAGAUUACUGUAGAUUGUCAGGGUAUAGUUCAUGUUAAAGUCAAGAGAAAAUGAAUAUCUGUGCACAGUGAAACCUGUACAGUGGA